Messenger RNA from Acanthoscelides obtectus, 372 nucleotides. The record is from the annotation of a GenBank genome assembly. NCBI's taxonomy places the organism in Eukaryota, Metazoa, Arthropoda, Insecta, Coleoptera, Chrysomelidae.
AUGAGACUGCGGACCUCAGUACAUCACGAUAUUUUUUACGCAGAUAAGACUGGUUUAUUUUUUAAACGUUUACCAGACAAAACCUUAACAUUCAAAUUUGAAAAAUGUCACGGUGGACAGUUGUCUAAUGAAAGGGCGAGCCUUUUAUUAACAACAAAUAUGACUGGCACUGAAAAACUAAAACUUGUCCUAAUAGGAAAAAGCGCAAAACUCCGAUGCUUUCGAAGACACAACAAUAAAGAGGCAUGGAUGACGAGUGACAUUUUUUCAAUGUGGCUGUUGGACCUGGACAAACAGUUUCUACUGCAAAACCGUAAGGUUUUGUCUCUGAUUGACAACUAUCCUGCGCUUCCUGCAUUAAUCAUCGGUUAA